Molecule: messenger RNA, 1923 nt
Organism: Schizophyllum commune H4-8
Lineage: Eukaryota; Fungi; Basidiomycota; Agaricomycetes; Agaricales; Schizophyllaceae
Product: ENTH-domain-containing protein
Exons: 6
Coding region: 42-1544 (500 amino acids)
Biological process (GO): endocytosis; actin filament organization
Cellular component (GO): plasma membrane; clathrin vesicle coat; endosome
Molecular function (GO): phospholipid binding; clathrin binding
Source: RefSeq, a predicted model, not a curated record
CAUACUCCUUAGAUCUCGUGUUUCCCCUCAACAGCUCGACGAUGAGCAUGCAGCACAUAACGAAGAGCGCAAUACGAGGUGUCAAGAAUGUCGCCAAAGGGUACUCCGACACGCAGACGAAGGUCCGAGACGCGACGAGCAACGACCCAUGGGGGCCGUCAGGGAUGCAAAUGAACGAGAUCGCACAGCUCAGUUACAAUCAGGGCGACUUCCUCGAUAUCGUCGAGAUCCUCUACAAGCGCCUGAACGACAAGGGCAAGAACUGGCGGCACGUCUUCAAGUCCCUCACCGUGCUCGACUACCUCCUGCGCCAGGGCUCGCAGAACGUCGUCAUGUACUUCCGGGACAACAUCUACAUCAUCAAGACGCUGCGCGAGUUCCAGUACGUGGACGAGGAGGGCAAGGACCAGGGCGCGAACGUGCGGCAGAAGGCGAAGGAGAUCACGAACCUGCUCACGGACGAGGGCAGCCUGCGCGUGGCGCGCCAGGCGCGCGCGGACAUGCGCGAUCGCAUGCUCGCGAACUCGCACAAGAACGAGAACAGGGGACGUCGGGAUCUGAAUAAGGAGGACGACGAGCUGCGCCGGGCGAUCGAGGAGAGCAAGCGGAGCUUCGCCACGGAGAAGGAGGAGCGGGAACUCCAGGAGGCUCUCAGACUGAGCAAGGAGGAAGAGGAAGCUCGCGCGAAGGCCGUCAGCGAGAGCAACGCACGGUCGUUGUUCGAUGAUACCGAGGAUGCGUCGACUUCCAACAACAACAAUGACUUGAUAACGAUGGCCGAUCCAACGCCCUACAUGGCCGGUCUGCAGCCCCAGUUCACCGCGGCACCGCCACAAUUUCUUCAGCCGCAGUACACUGCUAUGCCCCUCCAGCCGCAAUAUACCUCGUUCAACCCCUUCCAGCAGCAAAUGGACAUGCAGCAGCAGAUGCUCCUCCAGCAACAGCAGCAACAACAGCAGGAGGAGUGGUUGCGCCAGCAGCUCCUUCAGCAGCAGCAACAACAGCAGCAGGAGGAAUGGCUACGGCAGCAGCAGAUGCUUCAGCAGCAGCAAAUGCAGUCGCCUCAAUUCCUCACGGCACAGCCGACGGGCUUGGGGACGAAUAACCCCUUCGCGCGGACGUCGCCUUCACCGUCGGGGUCUUCUUCCCCUCUCCCUUCGCUGCAUACCAGCAAUGGGCCGUCGUUCAAUCUUACCGGCACGUACGACAACCACAGCAACCCACCAUCCUUCGGAAGCAGCGCAAGCUCCCUCUCGCCUGUAUCUCCCGCCUCGACUCGGUCAACGUCACCGCAGCAGCCGCAGUCACAGGGUCUCAAGGUCAAGACGAAGGACACCGAGAACGAGCGGCUGGCUUUCCUCCUCGCAAAUCGCGACGAUGGGCAAGACACGUUCGGCAACACGGGUUUGCUGAGAUACGCCCAGGGCGCGGGCUUGCAGAUCAUCGCCAAGCAGCACAGCUCGCACAACCCAUUCGCCAAGCCUCAGCAGCAGGGGCAGCCCCAGCAGCAACAGUCGUCUGACCAGCCGUUCUUCAGCAUCUAAUGGUGUCGAACGGCUCUUGGUACCACCUUUCCUCGUCAGUGGUCUUGCCUCGUCAGUAGUUUAUUUAUGUAUUUACGCCAUCCGACCGGUAUACUUCCCUCCUUGACUGCUUCCUCCUGUUCGUUGCUCCCUCUUGUUGGCUGAUCCAUCGAUUACUGCAUGCCCUCCUUAUGUACGUAUACAACUUCCUUGCGCUACCGCCUUGCCCCCUUUCAUCCGAUCUUACCUUCCGUUCCGAGCCCCCUCCUGUACACACCGUCGGUGAUUACCCCUACCUAAUUCUCGGGUUUUGGAUGCUCAGAUGGAUCCUGUCUUGCUUGACAUGCUUACUUUACUGUUUUAUAUAUCCUAACUGCAAUAAAUUACGAAUUGGCCGAGA